AUAACCCUAAACAACUCAAGCAGACGGUCUAUCUCCUCCCCUGUUGGCUCCUCCAUCUUCUAAACCUAAAAAACAAACAGCCGACGAUUCAGCAGGUUAGUUUAAUAAUUAAUUAAUUAGCAGGUGGCUGAAGGAUAGGAUAGGAUGGUUGAAACCUUGUUUGAAGACAUAUUUAGGGUUGAUCAGCUUGAUCCAGAUGGCAAGAAGUUUGACAAAGUUAAUCGCAUUGAAGCAAGGAGCGAUCAGUUAGAUAUGUACAUGCAGCUGGAUGUGAAUACAGAGGUUUAUCCUAUGCAUGUCGGUGAUAAGUUUAUGAUGGUUUUAGCAUCUACCUUAAAUUUGGAUGGAACUCCCGACAGUGGCUUUUUUACUCCGGGUGGCAGAAAGUCUCUCGCUGACAAAUUUGAGUAUGUGAUGCACGGCAAAUUGUACAGGAUAUCUGAGGAAGGGUCCGGAGCCAAUGUUAAAGCGGACAUUUAUGUUUCAUUCGGCGGUUUAUUAAUGUUGUUGAGGGGCGAUCCCUCAAUUGCAGCUAAAUUUGAGCUUGAUCAGAGGUUAUUCAUCCUUAUGAGGAAGGUGGAUAAGGCCUAGUUCAACAUGUCUUAAUCUAUGUGUUCUGGAGCAGGCUCCUGCUAAGUUAAUAGUUAUGACUAGUGAGAAUUAAUGAAUAUCAAUCAGAUGUAAAAUAUUUUGACAAGUAUAAGUUGCUCAUAAAUUAUGUGUACCUUUGGGCUUAUGAUUGAUUACUCCUAAUAGUAUGCAUUGGUGACAAUUUCCAUUUU
This is a messenger RNA of Helianthus annuus (common sunflower), 782 nucleotides long. RefSeq names its product DNA-directed RNA polymerases II and V subunit 8A. The transcript is spliced from 6 exons. NCBI's taxonomy places the organism in Eukaryota, Viridiplantae, Streptophyta, Magnoliopsida, Asterales, Asteraceae. The record is from RefSeq and is a predicted model, not a curated record. Gene Ontology annotation, molecular function: DNA-directed RNA polymerase activity. Gene Ontology annotation, cellular component: RNA polymerase II, core complex; RNA polymerase I complex; RNA polymerase III complex. Bases 145 to 591 code for a protein of 148 amino acids. Gene Ontology annotation, biological process: DNA-templated transcription.